Messenger RNA from Penicillium maclennaniae, 1719 nucleotides. RefSeq names its product G-protein comlpex beta subunit CpcB. Gene Ontology annotation, biological process: tricarboxylic acid cycle; mitochondrial electron transport, succinate to ubiquinone; mitochondrial respiratory chain complex II assembly. Lineage: Eukaryota; Fungi; Ascomycota; Eurotiomycetes; Eurotiales; Aspergillaceae. The coding region runs from base 1 to 1719 and encodes 572 amino acids. The record is from RefSeq and is a predicted model, not a curated record. The transcript has 5 exons. Gene Ontology annotation, cellular component: mitochondrion.
AUGGGUUCCUCUCCCUUUACAAUGAGGUCAAUCCUCGCCCUCCUUCUCCUUGGCAUUCAACUUGUCUCCGCCCUGAAGUUCGACUUGCCCGCCAGCAGCGGCAAGAACGAGCGAUGCGUCCGCAAUUUCGUGUCUCGCGACCAGCUUGUCGUGGUCACUGCCAUCGUGAGCGGCAACAAGGGUGAUGGCCAGCAGGUCAACAUGCACAUCAAGGAUGCCAUGGGCAAUGACCACGGUCGUCCUAAAGAUAUUGCUGGUGAGGUGCGCCAGGCGUUCACCUCUACCGCGGACACCGCCUUCGAUGUGUGUAUGGACAACCAGCUUGUCGGUCGUGGCGCCAAUGCCAACAGCUUCCGUGAAGUCGAGCUCGACGUCGAGAUUGGCGCCGACGCCCGCGACUGGUCCAGCAUUCAAGUCCAGGAGAAGCUCAAGCCCGUCGAGACUGACCUUCGCCGUAUCGAAGAGAUGGUUCAAGACAUUGUCACGGAGAUGGAAUACCUACGUGCCCGUGAGCAGCGACUACGCGAUACCAACGAAAGCACCAACGAGCGUGUCAAGUGGUUCGCCUUCGGCACCAUGGGCAUGCUGAUGGGUCUCAGGCGCGUGGCAGACUACGAGGCAGAUGCCCAAUAUCCUAUCAAGCAGUCCGAAAGCGGCUGUGUAAUCUUCCGAGGCUCAGUGGGCCACCGACCCGCAAACAUUGCAAACCCCGAGACGCCGGGUAACGUACAUUUUUGGGCCAUUACUCCAGAUGACAUCAAGCUCGCGCAGCUAAGUACCUCUCAACUUUCCACUCUCCCAAGUCCCGAUUCCUUCCAGGACAGCUUAAGGAACAACAAAAUGACUACCUCGCGACUCAUCACCCGCCUCGUGCGGCCCUCAGCUUCAAGCUACACCCCAGUCUCAGCAUUGAACCGCUCAUUCGGCUCUUCGGCUCUGCGCUUCAACGAUAUCAGCGACCGCGCCGCUGCGGAUCUCCAGGCUCACCGUGAGAUCCAGACCAAGAAGCAGCCAAAUCAGUCCGUGCCGAACACCACAUCCACCAUGACUAAGGACUUCCCCAAUGUUGGCAAGAAUCCUCCUCCUCCUGAGAUGCUCAGCUCCGUCGAUCCUAACUACCGCCCUGCGGAUCCCUACCCGGGCAGGAUCGAGCAUUUCACGGGUGGACGCCAGGAGACUGGUGCGCAGAAGCCGGAGCUCGGCGUUGGUGAGAUGGAGGGUAUCACUUUCAAGGUCGAGCCGUUGAAGCGGGUCAACGAAGACGUGACGACCAUGCGUGCCCGUUUACUAUACCAGAGCCGCAAGCGUGGUAUUCUCGAAUCCGACCUUCUCCUGUCAACCUUCGCAGACGUGUAUCUGCGCGACAUGUCCCACGCCCAGCUCAAGGAAUAUGAUAGCUUCCUCGAUGAGAACGAUUGGGAUAUCUACUACUGGGCAACCCAGGACCCACCUACCGAAGACUCCUCUGCGCCGGCCGAGGACACUCUGACCGAAACGUGGAAACAGACUGGCGCCAAGAGCGGCGAGUGGGCGCAGACGGUUGGCGCGUUCAAAGCUGCGUACAGACCUGUUCCGGAGCGAUGGAAUGGCUCGGCAGUUUUGGAAUUGUUGAGGGAGCACGUUCGGGACAAGAGCGCGACUGGGUUUGAGUCGGCGAAGAACAAGAAGACUGGAGGCGGACUGGGACGGAUGCCUAAUGUUCAGGUGUUUAAUUCGUAG